Molecule: messenger RNA, 558 nt
Organism: Capsicum annuum
Lineage: Eukaryota; Viridiplantae; Streptophyta; Magnoliopsida; Solanales; Solanaceae
Exons: 2
Coding region: 1-558 (185 amino acids)
Source: RefSeq, a predicted model, not a curated record
AUGCAUGUGCUAAUGAUCCUUGGUACAAAUCAAUAUGGCUCUAGCAUUAACACAAGUUUAUACAGUGUGACCAAACGUAAAAUAAUCUUGGAACUCUCAUUUCCUAACGACGAUGAGAGAUGUUGUGGUUCUUCUCAUGGUUGGUUGGUUUUUCAACGGUCUGAUGAUAUUAUCUAUCUUUUCAACCCUUUCUCCGGUGAGACAAUCCAUCUUCCUAGUCUUUCUUAUCAUGUCGAUAAGGUUGUUCUAUCGAAGAAUCCCUCAACCAAUCCGUAUGAUGUUGAGGUCGUCGCAAUAGUUCAGUGUGGGUUUGUGCCUCUUGGGCUGGCUAUUCUACGACCCGGUAGUAAUGAAUGGAUUGUCAUGACUCAUGGUAUGUCACGGCAUGUUGUUUGUGAUGUGAUAUACUAUGAUGACAGAUACUACGUUGUGACUUCUCAUGGUCGUGUUUUAUCUAUUGACAAAAUGACUUUAGAUUUGAAUGAGAUAAGUGGACCAGCGCCAGUAAGGAGGUCCUCUGGAAAUGUUUGUUUUGAGCCGAAGGUUUUUCAGAAAUAG